AUGGAUUCUUCCAAACCCCUCGUCACCGUCAUCGGCGCCAGUGAGUAUGUAGGAGCUUGGCUGGUAGCCAAGCUCCUACAGACUGGCCAGUAUAGGGUCAGAGGAACUCUGAAGAACCCGAGGAAACUUGAGUACCUUAGAGGAAGACUUAAGGAUUUGUGUGAAAGUGAGUAUGAGAAUUUGGAGUUGGUCUUGGCGGAUUUGUUGGAUUAUACGUCAUUGGAGAAAGCGGUUGAUGGCGCUAGUGUGGUGUUUAUGAUGGCGUAUGGUGCAGUGAAAGUGAAGAUGAAGGAUUUUGAAGGGACUGCGCUUAAAGUGAUGGUUGAAGGAACAGCGGAUCUAUUGAACGCAUGUGAUGGAGCUGGAGUCCAGAAAGUUAUUAUUAAGUCAGAUUCUACAGCUCUCAUUGAUUUCAGAAAAGGAUCAGGGACAUAUGGUCAUGAUGAUAUAUCUGAAGAGCAUUCAAAAUGCACUAGAUUUCAAAUUGCGAGGAUCAGACAAGAGAAAGUUGUAAAAAGCUUUGUUGAAGAGCUUGAUCAAAGAAAAGAGAGAAAAUUUGAUGUUGUCUUGAUGAACCCUGAGAAUGAAUCAAUUAGUGGAGCUCCUCUAGUCCCAGAAAUCAAGGAAAACUUCCUCGGAAUCUUAAAUCUUAUUCUGGGUGGUAAAAUGCCUUACCUUCCUGCUCUUUAUCACAACAUUAUUGAUGUGCAAGAUGUAGCUCAAGCUCAUAUCAAUGCAAUUGAAAAGGGUAAGCAUAUGGAGAAGUAUCCUCUCUGUUGUGAGACCAUAAAAGCCAAAGAGAUGGUGAAGAACAUAAUUAUUCCAAACUUUAGACCUCCUAUCUAUCAAAUAGGAGAUAAAGAAAUGAGCAAAUGCCUUAUUUGGAUUGUGAGCUUUUGUAUUCCUGAAGGUAAAGCCUUAAUGUUGGGAUGGAAUAAGAAAUUUGAGCUUGACGGAGAGUACUCAACAAAAGAGCUAGGGCUAAAAGAAUGCAUUUCAGCUUAUGAUUCUGUACUUGAGACAUGCAACUAUCUGGUCCAAAAUAAUUUGCUGGGAAAAGCUCCAGGUCAAAUUUUAGUUUAAACAAACCCUGACAUUUCACCAUUCAAU
This is a messenger RNA of Moneuplotes crassus, 1110 nucleotides long. The record is from the annotation of a GenBank genome assembly. NCBI's taxonomy places the organism in Eukaryota, Ciliophora, Spirotrichea, Euplotida, Euplotidae.